Perognathus longimembris pacificus (Pacific pocket mouse) is the source of this 1387-nucleotide messenger RNA. RefSeq names its product arginase 1 (gene Arg1). Gene Ontology annotation, molecular function: arginase activity; manganese ion binding. The transcript has 8 exons. The record is from RefSeq and is a predicted model, not a curated record. NCBI's taxonomy places the organism in Eukaryota, Metazoa, Chordata, Mammalia, Rodentia, Heteromyidae. The coding region runs from base 68 to 1036 and encodes 322 amino acids. Gene Ontology annotation, cellular component: cytoplasm; cytosol; nucleus.
AGCCGGUGGUGGCCAGCUGGAAAGCUGUGAAUAGCCUGUGUUUCACAGCAGAGAGGACCUGAGCAGCAUGAGUUCGAAUCCGAAAUCCAUAGAGAUUAUUGGAGCUCCUUUUUCAAAGGGCCAGCCACGAGGAGGGGUGGAAGGAGGCCCGGAAGCACUGAGAAACGCUCAUCUUGUGGAGAAACUUAAAAAGCAAGGAUGUGAUGUGCAUGACUAUGGGGACUUGUCCUUUGAGGCUGUUCCUAAUGACACGCCCUUUAAAAUUGUGAAGAAUCCACGAUCGGUGGGAGCAGCCACCAGGAAGCUGGCUGGUGUGGUGGAGGAAGCCCAGAAGCAGAAGAGAGUCAGCGUGGUCCUGGGUGGAGACCACAGUCUGGCAAUCGGAAGCAUCUCUGGCCACGCCAGGGUCCACAAUGACCUUGCGGUCAUUUGGGUGGAUGCGCACACUGACAUCAACACUCCACAGACCACCAUCAGUGGGAACUUGCAUGGACAGCCCGUGUCUUUCCUCCUGAGGGAACUGCAAAACCAGAUGCCUGCCGUGCCUGGAUUCUCCUGGGUGACUCCUUGCAUAUCUGCCCAGAACAUCGUGUAUAUCGGCCUGAGAGACGUGGACCCUGGAGAACACUAUAUUGUGAAAACUCUGGGUAUUAAAUGCUUUUCAAUGACUGAAGUGGAUAAACUUGGAAUUGGCAGGGUGAUGGAAGAAACGCUCCGCUAUCUCGUGGGAAGCAAGCCUAGGCCAAUUCAUCUGAGUUUUGAUGUGGAUGGACUUGACCCAUCUUACACCCCUGCGACUGGCACACCUGUGGUCGGGGGUCUGUCUCUCAGGGAAGGUCUCUACAUUGCAGAAGAAAUCUACAAGACAGGAUUACUGUCGGGACUAGAUAUAGUGGAAGUAAAUCCAAGCCUGGGGACAUCCGACGGCGUAACUCGAACAGUGAAUACUGCGGUAGCGAUAGCACAGGCUUGUUUUGGGGUGGCUCGGGAGGGAAAUCAUGAUCCUGGGACUAAUUACCUUAACCCACCUCUGUGAAUGUGAAAGCCCACCGUUCUCUCAAAGAUUUGUGCUUUUUGAAAAAAUGUCUUUCCAAUGAGUAUAAGUUCUAUCAAUUCUCUUGUGAAAUGUAUGAUAGGAACAUUUUAACUCUUGAAAUAAAAAAGCUUUUGUUUUCUAGUUUGGAAGAGGAUUGAUCCUUUAAAAGCAGCACAAACUAUUUUCCAACCAAAAAAAAAAAUAGUGGCAUUUAAAUACAUAAAAUAACAGAAGUUAUCCCUUCUUCUUCCAAGAGUGGGAUUUUCUACAGGUGACAAACAUAGCCAUUCUGCAGGGGGGGAAGGAGGUACCAUGUGUCCAUGUGGUUCACAAUGUAAUUUUUAUAAUAAA